This is a messenger RNA of Drosophila eugracilis, 770 nucleotides long. RefSeq names its product pre-rRNA-processing protein TSR2 homolog. The coding region runs from base 111 to 722 and encodes 203 amino acids. The transcript has 2 exons. Gene Ontology annotation, biological process: maturation of SSU-rRNA from tricistronic rRNA transcript (SSU-rRNA, 5.8S rRNA, LSU-rRNA). The record is from RefSeq and is a predicted model, not a curated record. Lineage: Eukaryota; Metazoa; Arthropoda; Insecta; Diptera; Drosophilidae. Gene Ontology annotation, cellular component: nucleus.
UAAAAAGCCACAAUAAUAAAAAAUAAAUUUAAAACUUUUUAUUUAACUUUAUAUUAACCUGAUAGUUACGUCCAGCGAAUGGCAAACAAUUCGUUUGCUACUCCCAGCGAAUGUCAAAUGGUAAAGCAGCACAUGCGAUGGCAGCCGCACAACAAACAGAUUUCCAAAAGAAUUUUCGCGUGAUUGUAGAGAAGAUCUUCAACCACUGGCAAAAUCUUCGGCUGGCGGUGGAACAUGGCAUGGGCGGUCGCAAUGGCCAACAGGUGGCCAUUGAAAUCAUGGACUACACCUAUCAGUAUUGUGUGUCCAAUGAAAAUAUCACCCAAGGCGAGUUACAAGAAGUCCUUGAGGAACUGAUGGACCAGGAGUUUAAUACCCUCUGUGACGACGACUCCAUUCCGGAGAUCUGUCGGAAUCUCCUUCGUUACAAGCUGCUGGCCCAGCAGAAUCAAUAUCCACAAAUAGAGGCAGAAUUGAGUAAACUUCCUGCGGGCAAGGAGUGGUUACGUCCCGAUGUCAAGAUAACCUACACACCCGUAGAUGGGGACUCCUCUUCCGAUGAGGAUAUGGAUGAUGAUGAGUCGGACGAUGAUGAAAUGGGACAGAACGACGAAGACACUCCCAGCGGCAGUGGCAGGAUGACGCGUUCGCAGACGCGCAAACAGCAGGCCGAUGAAUUCGUGGAGCCUGAAGAGGGCUGGACCACUGUGCGACGAAAAUGACUUUCUUAGGGAUUAUUAAAAAGAAAGCUGUUAGUUUUUUAGUUGUAA